Molecule: messenger RNA, 687 nt
Organism: Parastagonospora nodorum SN15
Lineage: Eukaryota; Fungi; Ascomycota; Dothideomycetes; Pleosporales; Phaeosphaeriaceae
Exons: 2
Coding region: 1-687 (228 amino acids)
Source: RefSeq, a predicted model, not a curated record
AUGGCAGGUGCAGACUACUACAAAGUGCUGGAAGUCGACUCCAAAGCAACCCAGCAACAAGUCCGCGAUGCCUACAAAAAAGCCGCCCUAAAGCACCACCCGGACCGCGUCCCCUCCGACUCCCCAGAGCGCACCGCCCGCACAAAACGCUUCCAGCAAAUCAACGACGCAUACUACACCCUCUCGGACCCCACGCGCAGGCGCGACUACGACGCCGCCAGGACAUACAACAGCUGGACGGGCACGACGGCCACUCCCGAGGAGGAAGAUGUUCCUAGUGGAGGUGGUGGAGGAGGCGGCUUUGGCUCCUUCCCCUGGUCCGCCUUUGGAUUCGGCAGCGCACCCGCCGGUAACACGGAAGAAUCACACAAUCGCUUCAGCGAAGAGCAGUUCGGCGGGAUCUUCGAGGAGAUGCUGCGCGAAGAGGGCAUGGCGAAUCAAGACGCGUCGCCGACGGGCAAGUUCUGGAGUAUCGUUGGUGGACUGAGUGGAGGCGCGAUGGGCUUCAUAGUGGCGAAUUUCCCGGGUAUGUUGGCGGGGGCGGUGGCGGGGAAUCGGUUGGGCAGUGUGAGGGAUGCGAAGGGGAAGAGCGUGUAUGAGGUUUUUAGGGAGUUGCCGCAGGGGGAUAAGGCGAAGUUGUUGAGUGAGAUGGCGGCGAAGGUUUUUGCGAAUGUUGUUAGUGGGUAG